AAAUAAGAAUGUCUAAGCCCCUGGAGCUGGAGAAGGCGCGACUGGACCUACAAGAGGAGCACACAGAUACAGAAAGAAAUGGACCGGACUCAAACCACCAGACCCAGCAGAGCAAACCUUCCCCGUUCUCCCCGUCCCCAACCAGUACGGGCAGCAAGAUCAAAGCUGAAGACCCCCCGGAAAUGCCUCCAGCUCCAGCGCCAGCUCCGGCUCCUCCAGUUCAGCAGCCGCAUCUCCCCCAAGCCCAGCUUAUGUUAGCUGGUAGCCAACUGGCUGGGCUCACGGCGCUGAUGCCUGCCCAACAGCAACUGCUUCUGCAGCAAGCCCAAGCGCAGCUCCUGGCAGCUGCCGUGCAGCAGUCCAGCGCUGCCGCAGCCGCCGCCUCCUCCCAGCAGCCUGGGACAGAGCUGCCGGCCCCACAGAACCAGCCCCAGACUCCUCAGCUUGCUCUGUCGCAACCCAUCCAGCUGACUGCACAGGAUAUCCAGCAGCUACUCCAGCUCCAACAACUUGUCCUUGUUCCAGGACACCAUCUUCAGCCCCCUGCCCAGUUCCUCCUACCACAGGCUCAGCAAGGACAGCAGGGGCUGCUCCCGACACCAAAUCUCUUUCAACUACCUCAGCAAAACCCAGGGAGCCUCCUGCCGAACCAGCCUCGGGCGGGGCUCCCAGCACAGCAAGUGACUCGGCCUGGCCUCCCCGAGUCUCACCUCGCUCACGCGCAGCCGCCCAAAUGCCUGGAGACCCCGUCACACCCCGAGGAGCCCAGCGACCUAGAGGAGCUGGAGCAAUUUGCCCGCACCUUUAAGCAGCGGCGUAUCAAGCUGGGCUUCACACAGGGUGACGUGGGGUUGGCCAUGGGGAAGCUUUAUGGGAAUGACUUCAGCCAGACAACCAUCUCACGCUUCGAGGCGCUGAACCUCAGCUUCAAGAACAUGUGUAAGCUCAAACCUCUGCUGGAGAAAUGGCUCAAUGACGCUGAGACAAUGUCUGUGGACUCCACGCUUCCCAGCCCCAACCAGCUGAGUAGUCCCAACCUGGGCUUUGACGGGCUGCCGGGUCGGCGCCGCAAGAAACGGACCAGCAUCGAGACCAAUGUCCGCUUCGCAUUGGAAAAAAGCUUUCUCGCGAACCAGAAGCCUACCUCAGAGGAGAUCCUACUUAUCGCCGAGCAACUGAACAUGGAGAAGGAGGUGAUCCGCGUCUGGUUCUGCAACCGCCGCCAGAAGGAGAAGCGGAUCAACCCCUGUAGCACUGCUCCCAUGUUACCUGCCCAGGGCAAGCCGCCUGGCUACAGCCCCCACUUGGUAACCAGCCCAGGCAGCGGCACAAGUCUGCCCCUCUCCCAGGCUUCCAGUAGUCUGAGCACAACAGUUACUACCUUAUCCCCAACGGUCUGCUCUUUGACCCCCAAUCGGACAGCGGUGGGAGCAGGGGGCACUGCCCUCAACUCAGUCACGCCGCCCCCAAGCAACAGCACAAAUCCUAGCCCCCAGAGCAGCAGUCACCCGGCGAUCAGCUUGCAAGGCCUGAAUCCCAGUACGGGAAGCACAGUGCUAGGGGUGAAUGCCGGGUUAAACCCUGCGCUAAUGGCCACCAACCCGCUGGCCACCAUUCAAGCAUUGGCCAGUGGUGGAAGCCUGCCGAUUACCAGCCUUGAUGCCAGUGGUAACUUGGUCCUGGGUACCACAGCGGGCACGACUGGCAGUCAGAGCAUUGUGACGUCGCCGCUCUUCCUCAACCACGCAGGCCUACCCUUGCUGAGUGCUGCCUCUGGAGGAGUGGGGCUGGUGUCAGCGGCUGCUGCAGUGGCUGCCUCCAUGCCCAGCAAGUCCCCCACCUUGACCUCCUCCUCCUCUUCCUCCUCCUCCUCCUCUUCCUCCUGUUCUUCAUGCAGUUCCUCCAGCGACCUGGCGCAGACUCUGGGGCAGGCGGGUCCCGGAUCCACCGAGCCGGAUGCCAAGACGGAAUGA
Molecule: messenger RNA, 1973 nt
Organism: Eublepharis macularius
Lineage: Eukaryota; Metazoa; Chordata; Lepidosauria; Squamata; Eublepharidae
Gene: POU2F2
Product: POU class 2 homeobox 2
Exons: 15
Coding region: 9-1973 (654 amino acids)
Biological process (GO): regulation of transcription by RNA polymerase II
Cellular component (GO): nucleus
Molecular function (GO): RNA polymerase II cis-regulatory region sequence-specific DNA binding; DNA-binding transcription factor activity, RNA polymerase II-specific
Source: RefSeq, a predicted model, not a curated record